Messenger RNA from Rubroshorea leprosula, 1551 nucleotides. NCBI's taxonomy places the organism in Eukaryota, Viridiplantae, Streptophyta, Magnoliopsida, Malvales, Dipterocarpaceae. The record is from the annotation of a GenBank genome assembly.
GCUCUUGUCUUCUCGCUGCAACCCGAGAGGAAAAAAAAAGAAAGGGAACCCAGCCAGCCUUUGAGAAACUAGUGAGAAAGCUUGGAGAUUUCUCCUUCCUUCUUGCUCUAGAACACACCUAGAACCUAGAAAUCUUCCCUCCCCUGCUGGAAAAGCCGGAUCUGCCUUGCUCUGCUUCUUCACCGCCGGCUGCUCUUGCCUUGUGGGGGCGAAUUGGCUUGGUUUUUGGUAAGAAAUAGCUCGAAUUCUCCUUUCUUUAGCUUGAUUUAGCUUGGGUUUAUCUUAAUUGCUCUUGUUCCUCCAAUUUUUGGGUAAACCCGUGAGCUUCCCCUGCACUUGCCGUCGGCUUCUUCCCCAUGCUAGGUCCGCUUCUUGCUGGAAAAUUCUGCUUGAUUAGUUGCUGUGAUUUUUGGAGAGAAAAUCCCGUGAGAUUAGCUAGUGUUUUGGCUAAUUUGUGGAAGUCGGGGUACUGUUCACGUCGGGGUACUGUUCACUGGUACUGUUCAUCGACACUGUUCACACCCCGAGGGCCAACAUUUAAUGGGAAUUUAAAUGAUUAGUUUGUGAUAUGAGAAUGAUUUGGAGAUAUUUGAUAAUGUGGAGAUUUAUGGAAAUAGCAUUGUGAUUAGGAAUGAUCCUAAUGAUGAUUUCAGCUUGAAUUUGUGAUAGUCCGGUAUUAAUUCUGAGGUGUUUUGAUUAGGUUCCCGAUCGUUCUGUCAGUUAGUGCGUGAAUUGAGUGCUCGGUUUUAUGCGAGUGAGGUAAGUAAAUUUAUGGUAAUGCCCGUACUGUUUUAAAAGCAUGUUUUGAUUUGUUUUUGAAGUGGUGGCGGGACUAAACCCGUUUUACACAAGUAUGACUGAUUUGAAGUGAAAUGUUUAUGUUUUUCAUGAAAUUGAGCAUGCCUACUUGAAAUUUAAGUGAUUGUCCUGAUGAUCUGAAAGUGACUUGAAAGUGAUUGUGAAGUGUGGUUUUUCUGUUAACUUCUGCCUGUUUUGUCUCCGACAUGGUCAUGUAUUCGUGUGCCCGCUAGUGGGAGGUUUAUAAACGCUAGCACAUGUCGACAUGUUAUUGAUAGAACCGGUUCGCUCGUGGCCCUACUAGUGGGGAUUAAACACUAGUACUCGUGUGCCCGCCAGUGGGAGGUUUAUAAACGCUGGCCGUGACCUAUAGAGGAGACGUCUAUUUCGUGCCCGUACUGUAUCUGUUUUCGUGAUUGUACUUGUUGGCAUGCUAUAUGUUUAAAUAAGGGGCACUCCAUAUUUACUUACUGAGUUUAUCUCAUAGUUUUCCUUGUCCACCAUUUCAGGAAGUGAAACUGAGGACGGGGAAACCACGGGAAGUGACGAGUUAGAAGGCUAGCCAUUUUGUAAAGUGAAUAUAGAUUUGAGAUAUAGAUCAUGAUCUUGUAUUUGGAGAUUUUAUGAUAUCAGAGAGAAUUUUAUAAUUUGAUCUUCAGAUUUUGGUGGUAUUAGAGUGUGAUAUGAUAAGUUCCGAGCCUUGUGCACUUGUGGGACCCGUCUCACAAGUGUACGGCGUCUGUCGCGUCUCGA